Molecule: messenger RNA, 1078 nt
Organism: Clarias gariepinus (North African catfish)
Lineage: Eukaryota; Metazoa; Chordata; Actinopteri; Siluriformes; Clariidae
Gene: psmb12
Product: proteasome 20S subunit beta 12
Exons: 6
Coding region: 150-797 (215 amino acids)
Cellular component (GO): proteasome core complex
Molecular function (GO): threonine-type endopeptidase activity
Source: RefSeq, a predicted model, not a curated record
CAUAUGGAGGAUGGUUUGACUGUAAUUACACUCUCUUGGCCAGAGAUGGCGCAGUGAGCCUGUGUGCGUGUGAUCGCGAGACACCGGGGCUGUUUGGCUGGACUAGUUUCCUGAAGCUUAUCAUCUCAAACUGCCUUUUCUGUGUAACUAUGAACCCACCAAAAUCCCAGAGUAAAGGUGUCAGCACAGGCACUACCAUAGUUGCAGUAAAGUACAAUGGAGGUGUUAUUAUUGGUUCAGAUUCCAGGGCCUCAAUUGGUGGGUCAUAUGUGGCAUCUAAGGUCAUUAACAAGCUGAUUCAGGUUCAUGAUCGGAUAUUUUGCUGCAUUGCUGGUUCACUGGCAGAUGCACAACAUGUUACAAGAGUAGCAAAGUUCCAGCUGUCUUUCCACAGUAUACAGAUGGGAUCUCCUCCUUUGGUAAAAGCUGCAGCCACUGUAUUAAAAGAGUUGUGCUACAAUAAUAGAGAAGAUCUACAGGCUGGUUUCAUCACAGCGGGUUGGGACAAGAAAAAAGGGCCACAGGUGUACACAGUAUCUAUGGGAGGUAUGCUGGUUAGUCAACCCUUUACCAUUGGAGGUUCUGGUAGCACGUAUAUCUACGGCUACAUGGACGCUAAGUUCAAACCAGAUAUGAGCCGAGAGGAGUGCAUUCAGUUCGUCAAAAAUGCUUUGGCGUUAGCUAUUGGCAGAGAUAAUGUGAGUGGGGGCAUCGCUCAUUUGGUGGUGAUUACUGAAGGUGGAGUUGACCAUGUUGUUGUUCCUGGUGAUAAAUUACCCAAGUUUAGUGAUGAAUAACUGAUUAAAAUGACGAGUAACCUCUGAUUAACUACUGUGAUAUUCUGAAAUGGUAGAGAGAAUACACUAAGGUUGUAUACUUGUUCAAGUCCAUAUGCAAAGACAAACAAUGCAGUUUCACAACAUCUCCCUAUUUAAUGAAUAAGAAUCCACUGGGAUACAGUCAUUUUUCAACAUUAGAUUUUAUAAUAUUUUUUUUGCUCUAGUAUCUUUUGUGGAUUGAUUUAAUUGUAUGUCAUUCUUUUGCAGAAGAACAUUUUACAUAAUAAAAUUAAUUUUAA